Molecule: messenger RNA, 1728 nt
Organism: Galdieria sulphuraria
Lineage: Eukaryota; Rhodophyta; Bangiophyceae; Galdieriales; Galdieriaceae
Product: lysophospholipase
Exons: 2
Coding region: 32-1555 (507 amino acids)
Cellular component (GO): membrane
Molecular function (GO): lipase activity
Source: RefSeq, a predicted model, not a curated record
AGGAUUAGACGAGAAAUGGAUGUGAAUUUCAAUGCUUACCACGUUUGGCUGUUUGGCACACUUGUCGUACUUUACCAAAGGGAAGGAUCUUCAAGAAUGUAUGCCAAAGAAAUUGUAUUUGAAAAGAGUUGAAACAUGCAAUCUUUUGAGUGAAAAGUUGACUGAGGAAGAAGAACGAAGAGAUUAUGGUGUAAUAGAUACCAUGACUAUGGAGGACCCAAAUACACAAGCUUUAGAACAAGUAGCUCAGUAUGGGUAUAUGAUUCGAAAGGAAAAUAGUUGCUUUGAAGGUUUUAUGUUAGAUACACAGGACAGUUUUGCUUUUUGCUGUUUUGACUCGGAAGGGGAUUCCGAAGAGUGUGUCAAGAGUUGCCUACAACGAGAAACUAGUAGAAGCCCUCCCAAUACUACUCUGUCAGGUGCGAUUCUUUUGCCAUUUCGAACUAUAUUUGUUGCAUAUAAGCGUCCUUCACUGGAUCUUUCACCCUCGAAUUGUCGAAAGGCUCCACUCUUGUCAAGUCCUUCUAUGGAAGCCAUCCGUUCACCUCUUCUAUAUUCCUAUGAAUAUCUUUCAAUGAAGGAUUCAAGUCGUUUGUUCCUACAACGGUGGAAAUCGCUUGAGAACAAUACAAAGCUGGUUUUGGUUGUUCAUGAUGUGAUUUCUUAUGGUUCCUUUGCUUGUUUGAGACUGAUUCCAACUCUUGUCAAUUCUGGCUAUGACUUGGUAACUUUUGAUUUGCGCGGUCACGGACGUUCUACAGAAAAUGAAAUAGAAGAGUCGAAUCUGCAAUAUCUUUCUGGUUGUGAAACAUGGUCCAGUGAUCUUCAUGAAGUGAUUUUACAUGUCCUGGGAAAGUUUGAAACUCCGGAAAGGAAAGUCAAUUCAUUGUUUUUAUAUGGAGAAGGUUUUGGUGCAUCUAUUGUUUUAGAUUAUGUGAUAAGAUACUCACAACACAACAAACUACCUUGGCAGGUGAAAGGCGUUAUUGCAUGUGGGGUUAUGUUUAGACAGAUCCCCAGUAGAUAUAAUAAUAAUGAAUCUGCCAGUAGAAUAUGGAAACAACUUUCCAGAAAGCAGAAAAUAUUUGAAAAUGUUUUGUUAUUUCAAAAGUUUUUGUGGUUACUUGGUCAAAUAUUACCAAGUACAGUAUACAAGAUGCGAGUGGAUCCCACUCAGUGGGGUUUGGUGCCUCUUGAUCUUUCAUUAUUAUCCAGAGAUUUACGUGUCAUUGAUGCUUUAAGAGGAGAUUUGUUUAGGCUACGCGAUAUCGCUUUUCAACAUGUAUUAACAUUGUGGGAACUUAGUCAUCAACUAGAGAAACUGUUGAAGAAGGGAAUGUUGUGUCGUUUGUGUCCAAAUAUUUCUUUUGGAUUCUUUCAUGGAGGAGAUGACAUUCUUUCGUCACCUUCAAACUUAUCUCUGAUUGAAAGUGGUAGGCAAAUACAAGUUUUUGUUUAUGAAAAGGCGCGGCAUUAUUUGUCACAUGAAACACUUCCAGUUCGUCGACAGUUUUUGGAUGAUAUGUUAAGUUGGUUAGAUCGACAGAGUCAUUAAUGAAUGAAUAAGCAGCAAAGAGAAGCCUUUUCAAUUUCUUAUUUGUGAGGGGAAAAUACUAUUGUGAUUUUUAUAGUUAUGUUGGGUUUUGUACAAACUUUCCCAAUAAGAGUUACCCGAUGCAAACGAGACAUAAGUUUUUGUUCCAAUACAGUAAAGCAUAGGGUAAUGAU